AAAAUAAUAAAAAGAAUCGAAUAAAUUUUUUUUACUAGCAAAACACGUGAUUGGAUGGACAUAUAUGUAAACCGAUUCUUGUGAAAACCUGAAAAUGGAUAAUGAUAUUAGUGAAGAUCUAUCACAUGUUCCAUUCGAAGAGUUGCUCAACAUAAAAGAAAAAUUGGGUACCAAAGUUUAUCGACAAACCGUAUUGAAACCACUGAAAAUUCUUCACUCUUCGGGUACUGAUGAUAAAAAUGAAAAUAAUCAACAACCUAAGACAACAAAAAUAACGAUUAAAAAACGAAAAAAUAAUCUGUCGGAACCUAUCGAAGUUUCAUCAAAGAGAUUGGAUUAUCGAUUCUACUCCAAUAAUGACAAACAAAUAAAGACAUUUCGUGAUCCUCGAUUUGAUGAACAAUGUGACCAAUUUCGUUCGGAUAAAUUUGAACAAAACUAUAAUUUUCUCACUGAUAUGAAACGCAAAGAAUUGGAUGAUUUACGACGACGCUUGAAAAAGGCAAAAAAUGUGGAAAUUAAAGAAAAAAUAAGAUUCCUGAUGCAACGUAUAACCAAUCAAAUACAUGCGGAUGAAGAACGUGAACGAACCAAACGUAUACGACAAAAAUUGGCUCGAUCCAAACAAUUUGAUGUUACCGAACAAACAAAUGAACCCAAUAACGACCGUUCAUUAAAACGGAAAUUCGUUAAUAAAAGUCAAAUUAAACGAACAAAAUUGCUAGAAAAAUACAAACUACUUAAAGAAUCGGGUAGACUACAAAAAUACAUGGAAAGAAAAAGGAAAAAAUUGGCCGCUAAAGAUCGGAAACGCAUGCCUACAAUUGUUUGAUAUGUACAAAUUGAUUUAAUUUAACCCUUAUCCAAAUGAAAUAAUUUGUUUACAAAAUAAAUUCCAAAAAUAAUGAGAA
This is a messenger RNA of Dermatophagoides farinae (American house dust mite), 911 nucleotides long. Its product is annotated as ribosomal RNA processing protein 36 homolog. The record is from RefSeq and is a predicted model, not a curated record. Gene Ontology annotation, cellular component: nucleolus; 90S preribosome. Gene Ontology annotation, biological process: maturation of SSU-rRNA from tricistronic rRNA transcript (SSU-rRNA, 5.8S rRNA, LSU-rRNA). NCBI's taxonomy places the organism in Eukaryota, Metazoa, Arthropoda, Arachnida, Sarcoptiformes, Pyroglyphidae.